UUACGAUAUAAGGUGCUGACGAGACGGCAUGACUGGUUUAAGCAUCCGGCCAUUCUUUUGGGAACUAUUAUACCAUGGGUUGCGCUGAUUGGUUAUCUGGAGCCUCAUUCGGAAAGAAUGUCAUUUGCUCAGCACAGAUUCCGUGUAUUUCUUCAGUUCAGCACAUUUGCUGUGGCCAUCUCGAUUGUUACGUUAUUGAAAUUGAAGCGCUGGAAAGAAGGUGAUCGUGAAUGA
This is a messenger RNA of Gongylonema pulchrum, 234 nucleotides long. The record is from the annotation of a GenBank genome assembly. Lineage: Eukaryota; Metazoa; Nematoda; Chromadorea; Rhabditida; Gongylonematidae.